GCUGUUCUUCUUCUUCCCUGCAGCCGGCAAGGAAACCCAGCCAAGCCGACAGCACUCCCUUGAGAAAACCGGUAAAAGCUUGGGGAUUUCUCCUUCUUUUCUUGCUCUAGAACACAUAUAGAACCCAGAAACUUCCCCCCCCUCCAGAGAAUUUCCGGAUCUGCUUUGCUCUGUUCCUCACCAUCGGCUGCUCCUGCUUUGUGGGGGCGAAUUGCUCUGGUUUUUGGUUUCCCCUGAAUUUUCUGCACUUCCCGCCGGCCUCCCCAAGCCACAACUCUGGUUUUUUGCUGGAUUUUUGGUUCCUGAUCGUUCUGUCAGUUUAGCACUAAGAUUGAGUCCUCAGUUUUAUGCGAGUGAGGAAGCGAAAUCGAGAACGGGGAAACCAUGGGAAGUGACGAGUUAGAAGGCUAGUCAUUUCAAGAUUGAUAUAGAUUUUAGAAAUAAAUCAUGCUUUUGUAAGAUAGAUUUUACCUUGAAUUUAUGAGAUCAAAACAGAUUUCAGUCAUUAGAUCAAUUACUUGGAUUUAAGUCAUUUUGGAUAUAGAAAUAAAUUGAGAUGUUUGAUUUAAGUUAUGGAGUGGUAUCAGAUUGUGGUAUGAUAAGUUUCGAGCCUUGUGCAUUUAUGGGUUCCUCUCACGAGUGCACGGCGUUUGUCACGCCUCGGAUUCAGGUUCUGGGGCGUGACAGUGACAUAGGGGUUUAAAGGCUUGUUGCACAUGCUAAAUGCAAUCGUGAUUCCUACGAAAGUAAAUUAGGUUUUAUUUUUUUUUUUUUGUUUCUUUUGUUUUUUUUAUUUUACUCAAGGAAGAGUAAAACUUAAGUUUGGGG
Molecule: messenger RNA, 828 nt
Organism: Rubroshorea leprosula
Lineage: Eukaryota; Viridiplantae; Streptophyta; Magnoliopsida; Malvales; Dipterocarpaceae
Source: the annotation of a GenBank genome assembly